AAUUUGCUAAUUUGAUGACGGAAAUUUACUUUACCACCGUUAAAGACAAAAAAAUAAACGUCCAAAAAUAAACAAGUUAUAACCGUUCAAUAAUCAUGGAAUUAUUAGAUCUCCCCGACUCGUUGGUGCUUGAGAUAUUAUCAUACCUGCCUAUAAAAGAUUUAUGUGUCCUUAGCAGGACAUGCCAGCGAUGCAACAAGAUUGCCCGUGACAAGUCCUUGUGGCGUGACAUUGACAUCACUGACAAAAGAAUCAGUUUGAAGAAAGCCUGGAAGUUUUAUAGGUCCAGAUUGUCUGACUGCUUACAAAAAAUAAGAAUGGCAGGCUUUUAUACUCAAUCAGGGGCUAUCAAUCAGAAGAAGCCUGUGAUGUCAGACGCGCUGCUGGAAGACAUUCGCACCAACUGCCCAAACCUUGAGGACAUGAUGCUGCAAACCUUCUACCUGAGCAACAUCUCAAGCAGCAAACUGCCCUCCUCAUUGCAAUACUUCACUGUCGAAAGCUGCCAGUGGCCCAUGGGCUGGCUGAAAGGCUCAUAUCUACCAAACCUCAAAUGUCUGCAAAUUAAAUCAUGUAGUAGGGUUGACGAUCAGGAGCUUAAAGAUGUUGUCAAGCUCACCACUUUAAAGACACUGCAUUUAGGCAAUUUGUAUAGAAUAAAGAAUAAUGGAGUGAAGGUCAUUACAGAGAAUCUAACACAACUGGAGCAGUUUGAGCUGGAAUCAUUGAACAUUGACGAUCUAGCCGUUCACCACAUCUGCCGAAAUAUGCAGAAUUUGGACGCUCUUUUACUGUCUAAAUGUAACAUUACAAAUGCAGCUGUUGACAAUGUGUUUGUCUCCUUGCCAAAGUUAAAGCACUUGGAUAUUAGCAGUAACAAGAAACUGGAUCAACAGAUUUUGACAAUGUCUUUAAAGUCGAAAUCUCUCGUCACCUUGAAGUUUUCACUUGAUCCCAAUACAAUUAACUCUGAUGCAUUGGAUAAAAUUUCAAUUCAGUUCCCUAGAAGAGAAUGUCUGAAUGUGUAUAAACCUGAGGGAGAUGUUAUUUCCUGUGGUGGUGAUACUACAUGUAUAGGUGAUGCUCGAUAGUUCAUACUAGUCAAUAUUUCACACAUACAUCUAUAUGCAUUUAUUCUGAGGAGAAUUAAGCAUUCAAUGAGCAGUGUGCGCCGUACACUAUCUAGAUUGUACACCUAGCUGUUCACUCAUACACAUUGUACACAUGAGACAAUGUAACACAAUACCCUAUGAAAAAACUGUUGUCGGAAAACAAGAACAUAAUUGUUUUUUAGGUAUUUGGGCUAGAUAAGAAUUGAUAACCAUUAUACAGUUGAACAAUGUACAUGUAUGUACAACAUUUAAUACAUUUGUGCCAUGAACUUCAUGAUAUUAAUUUUAAGCUUAUUUGUGAUGUUCUGGUUUUGGACUACUUUGUUAUAUUGUACAUAUUAUACAUACAUAUUGUACAUAUAUACCUUUUUACAAAAUAUUAUUUACAUUUAGACUAUUAUUUUAUUACAAAUGCAAUGAUACUUACAUAAAAUAAAAUGCAGAACUUAAAUUGA
Mya arenaria is the source of this 1567-nucleotide messenger RNA. Its product is annotated as F-box/LRR-repeat protein 12-like. The coding region runs from base 96 to 1091 and encodes 331 amino acids. The transcript has 3 exons. Lineage: Eukaryota; Metazoa; Mollusca; Bivalvia; Myida; Myidae. The record is from RefSeq and is a predicted model, not a curated record. Gene Ontology annotation, molecular function: protein binding.